GAGUAGUAACACUGCCCGCGGGGACUUGGAUUGUUCAGGCUUCACGUUAAACAGCUAUGGUAUCCCACAAUGCACCGAGCGGGCUAAGGUCCUCAGGAAUGAGGCGCAUGCUGCCGGAGCAGACACGUGACUGUACUCGCAGAGUCUCCAGCCAUGCCCAAGUCUAAGAGGGAUAAGAAGGUUUCCUUAACCAAAACAGCCAAGAAAGGACUCGAGGUGAAGCAGAAUCUCAUAGAAGAGCUGCGGAAAUGCGUGGACACCUACAAGUACAUCUUUGUGCUCUCUGUGGAGAAUAUGAGGAACAACAAACUGAAGGACGUCCGAAACGCGUGGAAGCACAGCAGGUUAUUCUUUGGGAAGAACAAGGUGAUGAUGGUGGCGCUGGGGAAAGGUGUCAGUGAUGAAUACAAGGAUAAUUUACACAAGCUGAGCAAGUGCCUGAAAGGGGAGGUUGGACUCCUGUUCACUAACCGGACAGAGAAAGAAGUGGAAGAGUGGUUUGAUCAGUACAAGGAAACUGAUUUUGCCAGAGCUGGAAAAAAAGCCACAUACUCGGUGGUACUGGAUGCCGGGCCUCUGGAUCAGUUCACUCACUCAAUGGAACCACAGUUACGGCAACUGGGACUCCCCACUGCUCUGAAAAAAGGAGUCAUCACGUUACUGUCAGACUAUGACGUGUGUAAAGAGGGGGACGUAUUAACACCAGAACAAGCCAGGAUUUUGAAAUUAUUCGGCUUCCAAAUGGCCGAGUUUAAAGUCUCCAUCAAAUCCAUAUGGACUGCAGAAACAGGCGAGUUCCAGAAAUUUGGAGAUGAGACGGAGGAGAAGAGUGAAGAGGAAGACAUGGAUGAGGAGGAAGGGGAUAAUGAUGAUUAACAACACUCUCUUUACCCCCCGGCUGGAAUUUGUGAGAUUAGGUCCGGUUCUGGUUCAGGACACUUAUCCCGCUCUGGGUCUGCUGAUACUGACAGCCAAUCCUAUAACAGGAUGUUACUGUGUUUUAACAGAUGAAAUUUUGCCCUAAAAUGUAUUACAAUGGGCGGCGGCUCCCACUGACUGGCAGUUUGUUUUGAUUAAGGUCAUCGGGCCCUCGGUCACAAGGAUUAGAGCCACUCUCUGAGCUGCAUUUUAGGAAUAAAAUCAUGUGAUCUGGUUACAGAACAAGUUUGUUUUUGUUAAAUCCAUCUCCCUGCACCCCUAGUGCGCCCUGCAGAAAAAAGAUUUUGGGUGCCCCCCCUCCCCCUUGUUUUGGAACAACAUAAACCAGGAUUGAUAUUUAAAGGGGACCUUAAACCCUCUUUGUUUAACCACAUUAUAACCUUAUUAAGGGUUAAGGCAGUGAUCCUCAACCAGUAGCUCGUGAGUAACAUGUUGCUCCCCAACCCCUUGGAUGUUGCUCCCAGUGGCCUCAAAAGCAGGAACUUAUUUUUGAAUUCUAGUCUUGGAGACAUAUAAAAACCAGAUGUACUGUCAAACAGAGUCUCAAUGUAGGUUGACAAUCCACAUAGGGCUACUACAUGGCCAAUCACAGCCCUUAUUUGGUACCCCAGGAACAUUUUGCAUGGUAGUGUUGCUCCCCAACUCCUUUUACUUCUGAAUGUUGCUCACGGGUUCAAAAGGUUGGGGAUCCCUGGGUUAAGGCAUAUGCUGGCAGCUUUAGUCCAGCCACUUCAGGGUUAAAUUCUUAAAGCAAUAUUGUACAAUAACACGCGCAGAUCUGUGUUUUUGGGCUGAUGUCAUUGCAUAUGUUCCGGGGGAUUAUAUUAAACUGUUUUGUACAGA
Molecule: messenger RNA, 1782 nt
Organism: Xenopus laevis (African clawed frog)
Lineage: Eukaryota; Metazoa; Chordata; Amphibia; Anura; Pipidae
Gene: mrto4.S
Product: MRT4 homolog, ribosome maturation factor S homeolog
Exons: 8
Coding region: 154-876 (240 amino acids)
Source: RefSeq, a predicted model, not a curated record